CCACAUCAUCGAUCCCGCAAUGUACGAUGAGAUUUACGCCGGUUAACAGUCGCAAACGGAACAAGGACCCGGUCUUUGUCUCCUCCUUCGCGUCCCCAAGCUCUGUCAUAGCAACGAUUGAUCAUGACCUUCACCGCGCGAGACGAAGCUUGCUGAAUCCUUUCUUCUCAAAGAAAGCGGUAAUGGAACUCUCCACCGUCCUCCAAGAGAAGAUUGCCCGACUAUCAUGGCAUCUGGAGAGAUUCUAUGCUGACGGAGCGGUGGAUGCCCUGCACACUGCCUUCGUUGGUCUGACAGGGGAUACCAUCACUCAUUACUUGUAUGGUCAAGGCAAGGGCUACCUAUCCGAUCCAGAUCUCACCAAGCGUGACUUCAUCUGGGAGCUGAUGUUCGAAAGUACCAACUCAUGCCAUUUGUUUCGAUUUCUCCCAAGCAUCCUCCGACUGAUCAAGGCUCUUCCUGGCCGUUGGAUGCGUCUCAUUCGUCCUAAACUAGCUCAAAUCUAUGCGAUGCAAGAGCAGAUCGCGCAGCAGUCACAGGACGCCCUGCUCAACAAAGACAGUCACACCAAUACCGUAGGCUCAAUAUAUCAGGUCCUCGCUGAUCCGUCUCUUGCCCUGGAGGACUGCACCCUGGUCCGUCUUCGUGAUGAGAGCUUCAUACUUCUAGUCGCCGGGACAGAAACCACCGCUUCAACGUUGACCUUUGCCGUCUACCAACUCCUGCGCGACAGAGGAAUGUUCCUCAGACUGCGCGAGGAACUGAAGCAGGUCAUGCCUGCACCAUGCCACGAACCCAAAUGGUCUCAACUGGAGCAAUUGCCUUACCUGACAGCCAUCAUAAACGAAGCCCUCCGACUCAGCGCAACGCCCAUGCGACCAGUUCGAGUAGCCCCAUCCGAGUCCUUACAGUACAAACAAUAUACAAUUCCACCCGGUACCCCCAUCAGCACAAUCAGCUACUUCAUCCACCGCAACCCCCAGAUCUUCCCCGACCCAAACACCUUCCGACCCGAGCGCUGGCUUGAAGCCGCCGAGCGGGGCGAAAGUCUCACCCGGUACCUCGUCCCCUUCGCACGGGGCAGCAGGAUCUGUAUCGGGAUGAAUCUGGCCUACGCGGAACUCUACAUGACCAUUGCAUCCAUCGUGAGGCGGUUCGACCUCGAGCUCUGCGAUACGAACCCCGAGGACAUGGAAUUCGUCCGGGAGAAGAUCCUGCAACGGCCGAAGAAAGGCGUCUGGACGUUGAAGGCGAGGGUCGUGGGGAUUGUUGUGGAGUGAGGGGUGAGGGUUUGUGGGCUGCUGGGCUGCUGGGCUGCUGGUGGAUUGCCGGGGGAGUUGGGGGGAUUCAACUUCCGAUUGACGUUCUUACCACGUAUUGAUGGUGUCCUGGCGAGGUUCAUAUGGAGCGUGGUGAUUGUAUUUGUCACAACUAGUUUGCUCUCGUCUACGAGCUCAUUUACCGUGAGAAGUCUGGAGACCGUGGGGUGCGUAUGCGUGACGACGU
Aspergillus japonicus CBS 114.51 is the source of this 1506-nucleotide messenger RNA. RefSeq names its product cytochrome P450. Gene Ontology annotation, molecular function: monooxygenase activity; oxidoreductase activity, acting on paired donors, with incorporation or reduction of molecular oxygen; iron ion binding. The transcript is spliced from 4 exons. The record is from RefSeq and is a predicted model, not a curated record. Bases 27 to 1280 code for a protein of 417 amino acids. NCBI's taxonomy places the organism in Eukaryota, Fungi, Ascomycota, Eurotiomycetes, Eurotiales, Aspergillaceae.